Molecule: messenger RNA, 945 nt
Organism: Larimichthys crocea (large yellow croaker)
Lineage: Eukaryota; Metazoa; Chordata; Actinopteri; Sciaenidae
Exons: 7
Coding region: 244-882 (212 amino acids)
Source: RefSeq, a predicted model, not a curated record
GACGUCACGGAGACUACGUCCAGGUUUUAGACAGUCUGCGGGGACGUCACAACGCCUUCAACUUAACAACACAAGACGUCUGGAAAGACUGAAAACUAUCUGUGGGAAUCACGCAAAGAGACAGAACCUUUGAACCUUUGAACCAGCUGAAGUUCAUCAGUCUGCCAGCAGCAGCGUCUAUAAAGGCUGAGCGGCUCGGUGUGGGUUCCCACUUGUAUUCUGAAGUCAAGCAGCUGUAGCAUCAUGAAUCUGUGGUUCAGUCACUUACUGGUUGCGGGCCUGGUUCUGACCACCUCGGCUCUGACACCUGAAGAAUGCCAACCCUUGACCAAGCCUUUGUCCCUGGCUGACUCCUCCAUGUUGCAGAGCAGGCUGAACUUGAUGAUGGGCUACAGUGAUGCUGAAGCUGUCAAUACCAUCCUGAAGUCAACUGAGAGCUACUGGAUGAAAAUGACACCAUCAGCAUCUGACAAGAAUGAACUGACCGUGCACGAGGAGAACAAGAUUAAUGGAUCCUGCAUUGGUUUAUCAUUCAGCAUGAGAAUUGACGGCGAUGCUGGAGAAAUGUCAGUGGGAAACAUCAGCAAGGCAUUCCAUGUUCUUCCGAGCUGUGACGGCUGCGUGGUCUUCAAAUCAAACAUUACUGGCAGAAACGUGGGCAAGUUAUUUCGUCAAAGUAACAUCAACAUGGACCUUACGGACGAGGAGCUCACAACUCAUGCAACUUUCCUGCUGGCCAGGGAGACGUCCGUGAAGGACUCGGACCUGGAACAAUUCAAGCAGCAGGCGAGCUGCCUCGGCUUCACCGGAGAACCAAACUUCAGCUACGACCCCAAAAAUGAUUUCUGUGCUGAAGGCGAGGGCUCUCAUCUGUCACUCUGAAGUCCAACAACAAAUAUUCCCAAGUCAGAGUGGAAAUAAAGACACAUGAAGUGACUCAAAGCA